CUCUUUCAUCCUGUGAUCAAUGUUCUUUACAAAGAAUCGUUUUAAAGGAUAAAGUUUUAUCUCUUAAUAAAGUUACAAAUGAAUUAAACCUUAAUUUUAAUACAACUUAUCAACCUAAUACUAUUCGUAACUAUCUUCAUAAUUUUGGUUUAAAAGGUCAUGUUGCUCGUUUUAAGCCUUUUUUGAAGCAUAAAGAUCAUUGGGUUCCAUAUAGUCCAGAUUUGAACCCAAUCGAACAUCUAUGGGAUUAUCCUGAUUGUCAAGUUCGAAAAAGAAAACCCUUGCCUAGUUCAAAAAACGAAUUAAUUAAGGCCAUACAAGAAGAAUGGGCAAAGAUACCUUUAGAG
Cetraspora pellucida is the source of this 347-nucleotide messenger RNA. The record is from the annotation of a GenBank genome assembly. NCBI's taxonomy places the organism in Eukaryota, Fungi, Glomeromycota, Glomeromycetes, Diversisporales, Gigasporaceae.